Messenger RNA from Phaedon cochleariae (mustard beetle), 2786 nucleotides. NCBI's taxonomy places the organism in Eukaryota, Metazoa, Arthropoda, Insecta, Coleoptera, Chrysomelidae. The record is from the annotation of a GenBank genome assembly.
GCGAAAUGUCAUUUUCUUGAAUACACAGUAGUUGGAAUAUAUCGACUACCUAUAUGGAAUGGAAAUUAAUAUCUCUAUUGAACAAAAUAUAGAUGAUCCCGUUAGAUUUGGUGAUUAAUGAUUGCUAUAACAACAAAUCAUGAACUCUAUCAGAAAAUGUGGGGUGUGAAACAAAAAUCAGCUUUCCAGAAAAUGCCUGAAAACGCUAGUCCGGUGUCAGAAUGGUACAAAGGACGAUCGGUUUUCAUCACCGGUGGUAGUGGGUUUAUGGGAAAAGUGAUGGUGGAAAAAUUGCUGUACUCAUGUCCAGACCUCAAGAAUAUUUAUCUUCUACUGAGGACCAAGCGGGGAAAAACGCCGCAGCAAAGAAUAGAAGACAUGUUCAAGUUGCCAAUGUUCGAACGCCUGAGGCAGUCCCAACCGGACGCCAUGAAGAAGAUCGUCCCGGUUUCCGGUGACGUCAACACCGACUGCCUGGGCCUGAAGUCCUCCGACUUGGAGCUGCUCGUCGAAGAAGUGUCGGUGGUGUUCCACAUGGCGGCCACUUUGAAGCUUGAUGCCAAACUGAGAGACGCCGUUGAUCAGAACACGGCUGGCACUGCCCGAGUGAUAGACGUCAGCAAGAAGAUGAAGCACCUGGCAGCCUUCGCGCAUUACAGCACGGCUUUUUGUUCUGCCGAUGUGGCUGAAUUCGAAGAAAGGGUGUACGAGGCCAAAGACGACCCCCGUGACGUCAUCGACAUUUGCAGCUGGCUGAAUCCGGAAGCUCUAGACUUGGCCACCCCCGCAAUCAUAGCCCCCCACCCCAACACGUACACUUAUACCAAGAGGCUUGCGGAAAAUCUGGUAGCCGAUGAAAAGGACAAUAUACCAGUUUGCAUAAUAAGGCCAUCAAUAGUUAUUCCUUCCGUGAAAGAACCUGUUCCAGGAUGGGUCGACAGUUUGAAUGGCCCUAUAGGGCUCAUAGCAGGUGCAGGAAAAGGAGUAAUACGUUCUAUGCAUUGCAGAGGUGAAAAUAAAGGACAAUUCAUACCUGUGGAUUAUGCCAUCAAUGCUGGCAUCUGCAUAGCAUACUUAGUAGGAACCAAACAAACCAAGCAAGAUGAGGUCCCAGUGUACAACCUGACAACAGACGCCAAAAUAUCUAUAACCUAUCGAGAGAUCCUAGAUGAGGGAAGGAAAAUCAUCUACGACUACCCCUUCGAAAUGCAAGUCUGGUACCCAGAUGGGGACAUAAGAUCGUCCAAGUUCAUACACAAUUUGUUCAGUAUAUUUUUUCAUUGGAUACCAGCCAUAUUGAUAGAUAUGAUAAUGCUAAUUUGUGGACAAAAAACAUUUAUGCUGAGAAUACAGAAAAAAAUCUAUGACGGCCUAAAUCUCCUGCAAUUCUUCUCUGUUCGCGAUUGGGUAUUCAGAAGCGAAAAUUUCUUAGACUUACCCAACCACCUGACUGAAGCUGACAUAAAGAAAUUCCCCAUACUGGAGAUGGCAUCCGUACAAGAUUACAUGUUGGCGGCUCUGUUAGGAGCUAGGCAAUACACUCUCAAAGAAGAUUUAUCCUCGUUGCCUAGAUGCAGGAGGAAGCAGAAGGUGUUGUAUGUCAUCCACAAGCUUUGUGUGUACGGUUUCUAUUUCUACAUCUUCUAUCUAUUGAGUUGCUACUUUUCCUGGGUCAAGAUAAUAUAUGAUUUGAUGAAAACUUCCCUUGGCUACAUACCACUAGUAGGUAGUCUGAUAACGGUCUCGCAGGAAUGAAAAACAACGAUUACGAACAGUAUGAUCUAGCCCAGAAAAAAUGGUGCAUGGCCAAAUGGGAUCCACGUAAAUCACCCUGUAUAUAUUUAGUUAUUAAAAAUUUGUUUUUUUAUGUGUACCGGGGAAUUCACCAUGAAUGUCCACCCUUCUAGCUCAGAUGUUUUUGAACCGAUUUCAAUAUUACAAAAAUCAUCUGCAAUGAUUUUUCAUAAUUUUUUUCUCGCUAGGACCAGAAAAUACAGGGGACUCGAAACCAACGAUCUACAGGAAACUAGUUAAUUUUUUUAAAUAAUGGAAAUCCCUGUAUUUCAUUCCACAAUCAGUUCAAUAUUUCGAAAAUAAAUCCAACAAAAUCGGAUAUGAUUGGGAUAGGUCAAAUGACUACGACGAAGAUAUAGCCGGUUUUUAUGUUAUACAGGGUGGGGCAUUAGUGUGUCGAUUGCUCGAGUUCUAUGAUAGCUAGAAACUUGAUUCAAAAAAGAAUGUCAAUGACACAACAAGGUUUGUUACAAGAAAUUAUUGCCGCAUAUACAGGGAGCACCGGAAAUCUAGAGGAUCAGGAUCACUUUUUUUAAAUGGAAUGCCCUAUAUAUUAGCACAUUUUUUGAAGCAUCCCUGUGACCUCCAUCCACUCCUAUAAUAUUGUUGACUAUAUCUCAAUCAUUUCGAAGUUAUAAAUUUUUUUGUCGAAAUAAUGUCAUCUGCAGAUCCAUGCCGAAAAAUUUCCUGUAGUCACAAUUAUUAAACUUGAGAAAGAAUAAACAUAAUAUCAUAUGCUGGAAAGAUGCGUGAUAUUUCUAUAGAAUUUUCAUGCCCCAAAUUAUACAGGGUGGCUAAAAAUGAUUUUUCAAUUCGGAACUUCUGUAAGUUAUUUUUCUCGAAUUUUUCAAAUGGAACACCCCAUAUACUCUUAGGCCAUUUGGUGUAAAAUCGAAACACGAACAUAUUUUAUCUCAACAUCCAUAUUGAUUUUCAUAACCAUUGUUGAAUUACUGAACUUUUGAAAUUCCAGGUUGGCCAUUUUCAUCGAA